Molecule: messenger RNA, 1284 nt
Organism: Metschnikowia bicuspidata var. bicuspidata NRRL YB-4993
Lineage: Eukaryota; Fungi; Ascomycota; Pichiomycetes; Serinales; Metschnikowiaceae
Gene: MED1
Product: Med1p
Exons: 1
Biological process (GO): regulation of transcription by RNA polymerase II
Cellular component (GO): mediator complex
Molecular function (GO): transcription coregulator activity
Source: RefSeq, a predicted model, not a curated record
AUGCCUUAUGAAAGCGCGCUUCAAGACUCGCUCCGGAGGCUCUAUAGCGAGUCUUCUGAAUUUCGGAUCUCUAUUGAAAUCAUCGUCAAAUUGGCCAAAAGCCUCAGUCUCGACACUUUUGUUGAUACAGAGGAGUUUCCUGGCGUGACACGUCUCUCAAUUGCUGGAUCUCUUCUUCUCUUGGAAAUCGAUUUCGAAGAUGAUCACACAGUGUCUAAAGUGAGUCUUUCUCUGGGGAAUCACCCACUGGAAACUCUUGCAGAAGAAAACUCGUCUGCAAAGAUUUCCGGAAACAUUGUCUCAGAAACUGCUACUUCUGUAUCGUCGAAAAACGGGGCAAAAACUGUUGUCUUAUCUUUUCUGCCCGACCUUAGAGCGUCGUUCCUUCGAACACUGCAAACACAGCUAGGGCUCGGCCAAAGUUCUGGUUCCGUCGCCGAAGAAAUUCUUUUUGCCAGCCUUGAAGGCCCAAAAUUGGGAUCAUUUCCAAGAAAUUUAGAAUACCUCGCGGACCUUGAUCGCGUCUCGCCACCGGAGGGAGAUUUGAUUGUAUACAUAGAAAACUUGGCCAUGUAUAUGUCUGCCAUUCACCACCAAGAAUGCAUACUCAACCCUGAAGAUUGGCAGAUAGCAGACGGUCUUACAAACAGUGUCGGGAAAGUGAUUCUCAAUGACAAAGACCAGAGACAUGUGGGUGUCUUUCUACAAUUCUGGCAAGAUUGUCGCGUUCUCAACCAUUACUUAAUCCAGGACCAGAGGCCUCAGAUGGGAAGAAAAUACUCUGCUCUUUUAGCUAUCGAAGAGUCCAAAUCUCCAGCGGUGGACUAUGUGUUGGAUGCCAAAUCUAAACCAUGGCAUAUCCUGACUUCCAGUGGCGAGAAAUUGCCAUAUUUUUUCGGGGGCGAGACUGAAUUUGCCCACUUACAUAACCACCAGAGUGUCACUGCAAACUCAAAUUGGAAACUCGUGCUUCGGUUCGCGGAACCGAUCUUUUUUCCAGAGACGCUCUUGCAGUAUUUGGGCAUCACUGACUAUGAAUGUGCAAAGCCACUGGAGCUCAACAACAUGUGGAAUGAAAUUGCUGAGACAGGAGAGCUCAGAUUCAAGAACACGGCGUUGGAGUAUGUGUUUGCGUUUGACGAGUUUGCUCCCCACGUGAACUUGCUGGCGGUAUCUCUUGGAAACCUUCACAUUCUUGCAGAGCUUUUACCUGCUCUCCGAAACCAGAUCACAUUCAUGAAAAUCUUCGAGAGUGUUGCUCUAGACAAAAAUAGUGAGUACGUC